Messenger RNA from Boleophthalmus pectinirostris (great blue-spotted mudskipper), 192 nucleotides. RefSeq names its product cortexin domain-containing 1 protein-like. The coding region runs from base 1 to 183 and encodes 60 amino acids. The record is from RefSeq and is a predicted model, not a curated record. The transcript has a single exon. Lineage: Eukaryota; Metazoa; Chordata; Actinopteri; Gobiiformes; Gobiidae.
AUGGAGGUGGGUGGCACCGCAGAGCCCGAUGUUCUGGACGUGGAUCAGGGGCUCACUCUAGCCUGUAUUGGCUUCCUCUGCCUGCUGCUGGUCGCCAUGAUCAUCCGCUGUGCCAAAGUCAUCGUGGACCCUUACAGUGCCAUCCCCACCUCCACCUGGGAGGAGCAGCACCUGGAUGACUGACCCCGCACA